UGUAUUUUAUUUUUUUAAAUUUCUGUCUGCCUGGUCGGUUAAUAUAUUUACCGGCACUUUUAUUAUUUGUUAAGCUGUUUUAUUAAAAAAUUAUUAUUAUUUUAUGAUUAACAUUUGCUUGCAAUAAAAUUACACAAAAUAAUUAACCAUUCCAAUUACGUACAAAAGCUGGGUUGUUAAAAUAUUAUCCGAUAGUACUUGUAUUAUUAUUUAUAUCGUGUACACGUGGUAUAAGUUGAACGUCAUCUUUUACUAGCAAAAAAUAUAAGAGAGACAAAUAAAAAAAAAAAAAAGAGAAUUUUAGUAGUUCACCACCGGAAGUGUGUUAUUUGCAUUAAUCAUGUUAAAAUUUAUGCAAAUCGCUUAUCAACUGAUAUCAUUUUCCAUCAUAUAGAAUUCAUAGUUUUUGAAUUUCCCGCCCGAAAUUUUGUAUCUUUUUUGUUGUUAUAUUUCCAAAAAAGUGUUAGGGUUACCAUAAAGUAUUUUUAAAACAUAAAUUUUCAUAUAGAUAUAAAUUGAAAAUAAUGGCUCGUGUUGAAAUCGGUGAUAAAUUAGUGCCGAAAGCCGGAUUUGAUGGUCCUGAUCGUUUGAUGGCGGGUGUAGAAAGUGGUAAGGCGUUGAACGCCUCAAACUCAGAUAGUUCUAGUGAAGGUGGAUUUCGACUUAAAAAAGAACUCGGUCUGUUGGAUGGUGUGGCGAUAAUUGUUGGUGUAAUAGUUGGAGCGGGUAUUUUUGUGAGUCCUAAAGGUGUGUUGUUGUAUUCCGGUUCAAUAGGACAAUCGAUAAUAGUUUGGAUAUUAUGUGGAUUGCUGAGUAUGGUGGGAGCAUUGUGUUAUGCGGAAUUAGGCACAAUGAUUCCAAAAUCUGGAGGUGAUUACGCUUACAUAGGAGUGGCCUUUGGGCCACUACCUGCAUUCCUCUACCUUUGGGUGGCGCUCCUUGUAUUAGUUCCAACGGGGAAUGCCAUCACUGCAUUGACAUUUGCCCAAUAUUUGUUGCAACCAUUCCGGCCAUCAUGUGAGGCACCUGUAGAAUCUGUACAGUUGCUAGCUGCUGUCAUAACAUGUGUUCUAACAGCAAUUAACUGUUAUAAUGUAAAAUGGGUGACACGUGUAACAGAUGUUUUUACUGGAACAAAAAUUUUGGCGUUGCUAGUUAUUGUUGCUGCUGGUGCAUGGUAUUUACUUAGUGGAAAUACUGAAUUAUGGGCUGAUCCUAUGCAAGGAUCAUUAAAAUCACCAGGAUUUAUUGCAUUGGCAUUUUACAAUGGACUGUUUUCAUAUUCUGGAUGGAAUUAUUUAAAUUUCGUUACAGAGGAAUUGAAAGAUCCUUUUAGGAAUCUUCCCCGAGCUAUUUGCAUCUCCAUGCCCGUCGUCACAAUCAUUUAUGUUGUCACAAAUGUUGCAUACUUUUCGGUCCUUUCAACUGAGGAAAUUUUAGCAUCCGAAGCUGUUGCUAUUACCUUUGGCAAAAAGAUGUUAGGAUUUAUGGCUUGGAUUAUGCCUCUUUUCGUAGCUUGUUCAACAUUUGGUUCGUUAAAUGGAGGUAUUUUCGCCUCUUCGCGAUUAUUUUUCGUCGGUGCACGAAAUGGACAUUUGCCAGCAGCGAUAUCAUUGAUUAACGUAAAUUGCCUUACACCAAUUCCAUCACUAAUAUUUUUGUGUAUUUUGUCGUUGGUGCUUUUAUUCAUAAAUGACGUUUAUGUCUUAAUAAACUAUAUUAGUUACGUUGAAGCCUUAUUCACUUUGAUGUCAAUUUCUGGUCUUUUAUGGUUGCGUUAUAAGCAACCAAAAACCGAAAGGCCUAUUCGAGUAAAUUUAAUACUUCCCGUAAUAUUCCUGAUCACAUGCAGUUUCCUUGUGAUAUCAUCAUGUUUGCAAUCGCCAGUUGAAGUUGCUGUCGGUACCGCCAUUAUUUUGACCGGAAUUCCGGUGUACUAUACAACAAUACAUCGGCCAAUUGGUUGGCUAACACGAAUGUCACAAUCAAUUAAUUUGUGGUGUUCGAAAUUCUUCCUUUGUAUGCCAAAUCAAGAAAAAGAAAAUUGAUGAAGUCAUUUAGUGUAUGAUUACAUAGAAACAUUACAAAAUUAUGUGACAUUUACAUGGAAGGUAAAAUAGACACAAAACAAAAAAUAAAAAACAAAGUUUCCUAAAAAUCGAUUAAGUACCAAGAAAAAUAUAUAAGAAAAUGUCCUAUUUAAUAAGUAUUAACAAAAAUAACAACAACAAAAAAAUAAUAAAUUAAUAAUAAAAAAAAAGACAUUAUACAAACGCUCUCACUGUAGAAAAAAAAAUUAAAA
Molecule: messenger RNA, 2302 nt
Organism: Episyrphus balteatus (marmalade hoverfly)
Lineage: Eukaryota; Metazoa; Arthropoda; Insecta; Diptera; Syrphidae
Gene: mnd
Product: Y+L amino acid transporter 2
Exons: 6
Coding region: 525-2048 (507 amino acids)
Biological process (GO): amino acid transmembrane transport
Cellular component (GO): membrane
Molecular function (GO): L-amino acid transmembrane transporter activity
Source: RefSeq, a predicted model, not a curated record